AUGGUCGAAUCUACCACAUUCAUAAGGAUUUCAAGCUGUGAUGUAAAAAGUACUAUUUUGGCACAGCUAUCUCAGGCUUUAAACGGUGUUUCAGAUAAAGCAAAGGAAGCAAAAGAAUUUUUGGUUCAGCUGAAAAAUUUAUUGCAGCAGAUACAGGAGAACGGGUUGGAUUAUGAGGCCUGUCUUGUUGCUCAGUGUGACGCCUUGGUUGAUGCAUUAACUCGUCAAAAGGCGAAACUGCUCACGAAAGUUACCAAAGAACGUGAGCACAAGCUAAAGGUUGUUUGGGACCAGAUAAAUCACUGUACACUGAAGCUACGUCAGUCGACAGGGCUUAUGGAAUACUGCCUAGAAGUUAUCAAAGAAAAUGAUCCCUCUGGGUUUUUACAGAUCUCGGAUGCUUUAAUCAAACGUGUUCAAGUAUCUCAGGAACAGUGGGUCAAAGGCGCCUUGGAACCGAAAGUGUCUGCUGAGUUUGACCUGACUUUGGAUAGUGAACCUUUGCUGCAGUCGAUUCACCAGCUGGAUUUUAUUCAGAUGAAAUGUAGGGUGCCACCCGUCCCGUUACUGCAGCUGGAGAAGUGUUGCACCCGAAACAACAGUGUGACAUUGGCCUGGAGGAUGCCACCUUUGAGCCACAACCCAGUGGAGGGUUAUAUCUUGGAACUUGAUGAUGGAGAUGGCGGCCAAUUCCGAGAAGUAUAUGUUGGCAAGGAGACUCUCUGUACUAUUGAUGGCCUUCAUUUCAACAGUACCUAUAAUGCAAGAGUCAAAGCUUUUAAUUCAUCAGGAGUUGGUCCUUACAGCAAGACAGUUGUUUUACAGACAUCGGAUGUGGCAUGGUUCAGCUUUGACCCCUCCUCAGCGCACAGAGACAUAGUGCUGUCAAAUGACAACCAGACGGCCACCUGCAGUAGUUACGAUGACCGAGUUGUUCUCGGCACAGCAGCCUUCUCCAAGGGAGUGCAUUACUGGGAACUGCAUGUGGACCGCUAUGAUAACCAUCCAGAUCCAGCUUUUGGUAUUGCCAGGAUUAAUGUAGCCAAGGACAUGAUGCUAGGCAAGGACGACAAAGCAUGGGCCAUGUACGUUGACAACAACCGCAGCUGGUUUAUGCAUUGCAAUUCUCACACUAAUCGGACCGAAGGGGGAGUUUCUAAAGGUGCCACUGUUGGUGUGCUCUUGGAUCUGAACAAGCACAACCUGACCUUUUACAUAAAUGGGCAGCAGCAAGGGCCUCCAGCAUUUGAAAAUGUUGAGGGUGUCUUCAUGCCUGCAUUAAGCCUCAAUCGAAAUGUCCAGGUGACUCUACGCACAGGACUGGAGGUGCCACAAUGUGUAAAACAGCCAAAGUUGCCCAGCAACUAAUGAAGCCCCUGCUGCCUGAACAUACGCUGGAUUCUGUAAGCUCUCUCAGUGUGAUUUGGCACUUUUCAGUAAGUCAGUAAAAAAGCAUUCUCUUCCCUAACUUAAAAUAUUAUACAGUGUGUUGCUCGCUGAGUAAGCUGCUGGUUACAGCUAGCCCACACCAUUUUUAGUUUAAUAGCCAUACUAAGCAUAGUCCCAGAAGUGGCGCUUGAUUACAAAUGGGUACCUGAAAAUAUCUACACUGCAUUGCAUACAAGGGUGUAUAUUUUUAUAUAUAUAUAUGUGUGUGUGUGUGUGUGUGCGUGCAUAUAUAUACAUAUAUAGAGAGGUGAAAGGUAAAAUGAGUGUAUUUUUUCUCUCCUGGCUGGAUUUGUGCUCAACAAGAUAUUAGGAAUGCAGGAAAAAUGUGUAAGACUAAGACUGGGGAGUGAACAGCUGUUGGAACAAUUUACCGGGGGUGAACGGGAUUCUUUUGCCACCUGAAGUCCUUAAUCAAGACAACAUAUGUUUUGACAGCUGAAGUGGAAGCUGCAAGGUCAGUGAAAGAAUUUCUGGGCAAGAUUCCUUUGUUCGUUAUAUUGAGGAGCUCAAAUGGCCAUAAUUACCCCUUCCGGUGCUAAACUGUAUUAAUCUAUCGAUUACGUUCCCCUAGAAGUUCCGUGGCAGAACUUGCACUUAUCUUCAAUAAGAAAAAGAUUGCUCUCCAAAUACUUUCAUAGUUUUGCUUAUUUUAGCUAGCACCAUGGGAUGUGCAGAAUUCACAUACAAGAAAUAGAAAAGUAUUCUCAAUGUAUUUUAGUGUUUCUCAUUUAAAUAUGAUUGUAGACACUGUCACAAAUGGAAGGUCUGAUUGUGGUUAUCAGCGAAUCUUUUGAAAAGGGAAGAGGCCUUUGAAUUGAAUUGAUAAAAGAUUUCUUUAAAUACGGUACAAAGUAUUCCAUGUAGAGGAAUGCUGCUUCCUAGCCUUGAUCCUGAUAGAUCCCAGGCAGCUGUAGUUCCGAUGUAGCUUCAAGAUCAAAAGCCUUAAUUUUCUAUUAGAUUAGGGUGAGCUAAAUAAUGUUUUGCUCCUAGUGAAGCAUUUGAGCAAGAGAGACUCAUAGGCUUAAUGUUAAAUGCAUUCUUUCGAAUUUUUCUGGACUGGGACAUAAAUCUUUUGUGAGUCUUGGUUGUGUCUUGCAUCUCUGGUGAAAAUGAGAAACCGUUUCAGGUGCUGGCCAUGACAACUUGAGUCUGAUUGGCAUGGAACUUCCCAUCACCAUGGCACUUUCACCUGCAUGCUACUCUCAGAAAACACAUCGAUUUGUUUGUGUGUGUCUGUUCUUCUGAACCGAAUUAACAUGUGAGAGCAUGUGUGUACAGCGGUAAUGUGUACAAGCAAGAUGCAGGAGGCUGCAAGAGUCCACAAUAUCUAGGAUUUAGCCAGUCUAAUCCUACUCAAGUGUGGUGCUGUCGAGCAGGAAAAUCAUAGACCCUUACAUGCUAUUGAUGUACUAUUUCCUUUUUCCUAAUCCUACUGCUUAUAUACCUUUUCCUCUCCAAGCAUAUGUAUGCACACACAUGCCUGUGCUUUUAGACAAGUAACUAUUAAACCUGAAAACAAAUAUUCUAACCAAAAUCAAGCUUCCUGCCUUGCUUAAACCACUGCCACAGGACAAACAGCCCAGGCCUCUCCUGGAACAGCCUGCUGGCCGUUGCUGCAGGUGCACUUUUGUCUCUAGCUUGAGCACAUCACUCAGGUAGUGCUGAGUGAUGGCAAGGCUUCACUGUGACAGAGCAGCCAGGAUCCUCACUGGUGUCAUCCCACCUCUCAGCCAUUGUGGGGAGAGGGAAUCAAAAAAGAAGGCCACCCAGAAUGAAAUAGUCACAGACUGUUGCGCAAACCAAAAGUAGUCUGUGAUCAGGUUACCUGUAACUAACUAAUCAUUUAUAGCCCACCUCUCCUACAGAACAGCAAUGCACCUUCAAUGAUGUCAAGACUGACAUAGGAAAGAAAGCCAACAACAAGGAAAAAAUAACUUAAAUGCUUAAGUGGGAAAGCAACUGUACUUUCUUCAAAGUCUGAAAUGGAUUGUACUAGUAAACUUUUAGACACUGGAAUAACUAUGCUACACUCAUCUUGAUUUCUUAACAGCAGAGACCAACUGUGUUUUAAUUUUUGAUUUUAUUUGAUACCAUAUGAACUUGUGCAGGAUUUUCUAAUUCAGUGGGUCUGUUUUAACCUACCUCAGCUAGAAUGCUACUGGACCCUGAAUUUCCUCUUGAGUGUGCUCAUUGUAAAACUGUCUUUUACAAACAUAAAAGUUGUAAUCAUAGCAUUGGCUUUGAGUAUUGCCUGUCAGAGCAGCGUAUGGGUAUACUGUACAUAAAUUGCGUGUAGUUUUUUUAUAUUGGGAAACAUCCUGUGAUAAUUUUAAUACCAGAAGGCACUCCACUUCCACUUUUAGUAUUAAAAGCAAAGGAGUAUUGUUUGUCUUGGGUAAAAGGACUGAACCUUUGUCUUUACUCCCAACUUCUCUGAAGAAAAUUCAAAUGAACUUAAAACUUUCCAAUCUUCAGCCAUUGCCAGAUGUUUAAAAUUAAUUCUGAAUGGGUUUUAGAAGUGCUUCAGAAGUGUUUGUGGUACUUGGUUUUGGUUUUCAUAGUUGCUUUGGUAUCAGUUCCUAGAGUGUUGUACCUUUGGGAAAGCGCAGCGAGUGAUACAGGUUACUAAGUGCUAAUAGAAAUAUGGACAGUAGAUAGGAACAUGCUUCAGAUACGCAGGGAAGCUCAUUUGUUAUUCUCUACACAUUCUAGCAGUCACAAAAAUAGGGUAGAGACUAGCUACCGUUACAGUCUCCUUUCAAUGUAGUGGAAAAGCAGAUAAAAGGAAGGCAGGUAGAAGUAGGCAUCCUGCAUUAGUAAUACCGAUUUAGCCUAGGUCUAAACAAAGUGGGCGCAUGUGUUGGUUGUGUACACAUUUAAGGACUUGGAUUCAGUCCACAGCAGUAUACCAAGUUAGCCCAAGAGAGUGCAGUUUCUCUAUGACUUCAGCUGGGUGCAUUUUGGCAGUCUCGUUAACAGUAAUAAAUGCUUAAGUAGUUAGAAUUAUGUUAGGAGACCAAUUGCUCCACGCACAACUAUUUACGAGGCAUGUCCAGAUGUCCGUGAGACCCAUCUGAACGUAGGCCAGCACAGAAUUUUCCCUUUUCAGAAGAGCAUCAGGUGGGAGAAGUGGGGAACACUCACCUCGGCUCCAGCUGGAGGUGGUGGUUUCCCUGCAGGUAACUCCCCAAGGUCUUUCUAGUUAUGAACCCACCAGUCUGCGUGUUCUUCAUCUCAGUGUCCAUACAGAGAGACUGUGCCUGAGUGACACGCUCCUCUGCUUCUCUCCUCUACUGCUUCCCAGGUCUUCUUUGGGGCGCCAGCUCUGCAGUGGCUUGAGGAAAUAAAGGAGGGAAAUAAACCUAUCUAGCUUUCUACAGCAUCUCUUUUGCCAGUUUUUGUUACUUCUAAAUCCCUUUUUUAGGAGGGAGCCAGCCUUUAGUAGUAUGGCCCUUGCAGAAACCGUGUUGCUGACUGUCCAGGAAGAACCCAGGGGUCUGAAGAGUAGCAUAGAUACCAAACGGGACUGCUUUGGAUGUCUGUUACUUCCUUUUGAUUCUUGGGAUAUUUGUGCAGCACUCCAUGACUCCAAGCUCCUCGUCCUGCUGCCCAGACACCUGGACAGGCACAGAGGUGCAUUUCAUGGGGCUCCUCUGCUCCUAGAGGACAGACUGUUCCAUGUAAACAGGAGAGCAGAGCAUUUUGCACUGGGAUGAGUCUCGUCCACUACAGCGCAGACUCCACUUGACAUAGCUGUAAAAUGUCUAAAAAUACCAAACUCUUCCCUAAUAAACAGUGAAGUUUGACCCCUGAAUAUGUCGCUUUGAAAUGUCUCUACAGCUGCUAAAUACAGUAAGUAAGCUUUGUAGCCUGGAGAGCAACAAGGGACUUUAGCUUUCAUCUGCCUGUGUGGCCCCAAACGUUAUCCUUUCCGAACCUUCUUCCUGGCUCCUUCCUCUGCAAACUUCCCUGUUAAGUUUAGUGGGACCAAUUAGAGAAGCUGCCGUCCAGCACACUGUCAGCCCUCCCACGGAGGGCAACGCUAUGCCAUUUCGACUACAAUUUUUUCCCCCUCCUUAGUUCAAAGGAGCUAACAAGGAAGAUCUCUUACUAAAACUUGAUGUCAAUAUGAGCACAGGCCUAGCGGACAGUCCCUUAUUUUUGCUGAUGUUGAAAGGUACACGCUGUAAAAUAAAUGUCAGUAAGGACAGUAGGAUACUGUGACGCAUCUUGAAUUUGGAAAGUAAUUUGACUUCUAAAAGAAAAGACAGGCAAACAGCACAAUCACUUCCCUUAUUUGCCUGUGGAGUUAAGAUAUAUAGAGCAAAAUAUAUUGGACUGCACAAAAUAAAAAAGCAUGAGCUUACAUGUAUCAGAGUUUAAGAGGAAAGGUAUUAAAUGUAAUUUAUUAUAUGCAUAACAUUCCAUUGUGUUGUAAAUAAUGCCAUUAUAGUGUAUUGCUGUAGAUGGUUCUUGGCUGGUGAUAGAUUUCUGUCACAGUGCUGUAUAAAUUUUUUAUUUUAUUUUUUCAAAAUGUAGUAAGUAAGGAUAGCAGAGAACACCUAAUACUCUAGUUUCCUAGUUCUAGAGCAAGAAGAAAUGCGGUACACAGAUUUUUUCUUUCUUACAUAAUAAUAUUUAAUGAACAAGGUAAGAGAGAGAGAUCAAGGCUGUGCUGCCACUCCCACUAUAUGAAAAACACUGUGUUUGUGUUUUUCUAACACAAAACUACUAACAAUACUAACCUACUAACAAUAGGUGGCGCAUUUUGGACCACAACUCAUAUUACCUAUUCCUGUGAGAAGGGAUAAAGAGCACGAACAACCUGUUAACAGCGGCACAUUCUGAUGCGUUCUAGUACAUCCUUUGCUCACAAACAGAAAGAUGAGGAAACAGAGUCGUCAGACCUAACCUCAGGCCUUAACCGGCUUUCCAGCAUCCUGCUUAAAUAGCAAAGCAAAUCAUUAACCUUUGAACCAAGCAAAGUAAUAUUUAAAAACCCAAAUAUCCUGGCUAGAUCAGCUUUGGAAGGGAGAUUACAAUUUCAAGUCCUUCAGUAGGUUAUGGUAACAAAUCGAACACAUUACAAACGUAAAGGGCACUCAUCACUUGAAAUUACCAAACAACGAUGGAGAGUCUUGUUUUUAAAAAAGUGAGCUGCCUCUUGUUUUUAUUGACAACAUUUCUGGCAAAUCCUCUGUCCAGUACUAGUGAAUGCUGCACACACACAAAUGGCUGGAGUGGCAGCUUGAAGCACAAGUCCAU
Molecule: messenger RNA, 6714 nt
Organism: Struthio camelus australis
Lineage: Eukaryota; Metazoa; Chordata; Aves; Struthioniformes; Struthionidae
Source: RefSeq, a predicted model, not a curated record